CCGGGCGCGGGGGCGUGGCCGGGCGCAGAGCGGCGCUGAUGGCGGAGCAGCGCGUGUCGCGCUGGUACUUCGGCGGCCUCGCCUCGGUCGGAGCCGCCUGCUGCACCCACCCGCUGGACCUGCUGAAGGUCCACCUGCAGACGCAGCAGGAGGUGAAGAUGCGGAUGAUGGGGAUGGCAAUGCAUGUGAUCCGCAACGAUGGCUUCCUGGCCCUCUACAACGGGCUCAGCGCCUCGCUGUGCCGGCAGCUGACAUAUUCCUUGACUCGCUUUGCCAUCUACGAGACCGCGAGGGACCGCUUGGGCCAGGGCAGCCAGGGGCCUCCCCCCUUCUACCAGAAAGUGCUGCUGGGUGCAGUGGGAGGUUUCACCGGCGGGUUCGUGGGGACCCCGGCAGACCUGGUGAACGUCAGGAUGCAGAACGACAUGAAGCAGCCGCCCGCCCUGCGGCGCAACUAUUCCCAUGCCCUGGACGGCAUAUACCGCGUCCUCCGGGAAGAGGGCUUGAAGAAACUCUUCUCGGGAGCUACGAUGGCAUCCAGCCGAGGGGCCCUAGUCACCAUUGGGCAGCUCUCCUGUUAUGACCAGGCCAAGCAGCUGGUUCUCACGACUGGGUUGCUGUCAGACAACAUCUUCACUCACUUCCUGGCCAGCUUCAUCGCUGGUGGAUGCGCCACAUUCCUGUGCCAGCCCAUGGACGUGCUCAAGACCCGCCUCAUGAACUCCCAGGGCGAGUACCGGGGUGUUACCCACUGUGCCGUGGAAACUGCCAAGCUUGGCCCCCUCGCCUUCUACAAGGGCUUCGUUCCUGCUGCCAUCCGGCUGAUUCCUCACACCAUCCUCACCUUUGUCUUCCUGGAACAGCUGCGCAAAUAUUUUGGGAUCAAAGUGAUCACUUGAGUCGGAGGGACGGGGACCCUGUCUCGCCCCAGAGGGGUGAGCGUGUUGGGUCACUGCUGAGAUCCCAGACCCCCAGUCUGGGCCCAGCGCUGCUCCCCUUACCCCACCCCCGUGCCUUGCCAGUGGCCAGCCAGUCCCAGCCUCCCCUUUCCUCUCUCACCCCCAGUCUCAGCAUCUCCAUUACUUCUGGGAUAGUCUUGGGCCUCCUGUCCCCUCUGUACUGUUGAUUUUGGGGGGUUUUUCUGCCAUCUUCCCACUGCACGACUGGCCACAGGUUCUGUCCUUACCCCCUCACGGGAGCAGGGCUGUGCUGCCCCGGGGAGGACGGGGGCUCCAGCCGUCUGGCUCCAUGCCUGGUCCCAGACCCGCCGGUGCUGGGGGGGCUGGUGCUGGGGGUGGUGGGGCUGGCUCACUCCCAGCCUCUGCUGCAAACAGCAAGGGGGGGAUGCAGGCUUAGCGCAGCGAGGCCCCCUCCUCCCUGGGUGCUUCUGGCCCCACGUGCUCCUCCAGUGACCCCCAUGCAGCCUGGCCUCUCCCUUCUGUUCCCGGCCUCCCCUCUUUACACCCCCCGACCUCCCCAAACACCCCCUGCUUCUGCUCAGCCAAAGCUCGCCAGCGCCCAACGGCUGCUGGGCUCCUCAGGGAUUGUGCCUCACACCAAUGCCGACAGAGGCCGGAGCCCAGGGGCAGGGGGCAGCCCCUCAGCCCCCCCCCGGCCCCGAUGGCUGGGUGUGGGCUGGAGCCCUUCCCCCCCGGGCUCCAGGCAGGGCCCCCCCGAGGACCCCCCACUUGCUCACCCUCCACCAGACCCGGCCUGGAGGGGGGGGGUGUCCGUCCAGCACCGCUCUGCGGCCUCGCCCACCCCCAGCCCCACGUGCACCCAGGCUGCCUCACGGCCCCCCCCUCUGCCUGUGCACCCCCGUGUGCGGUGGCCCCGAGGGAUCAAAGAACUGGAAUAUCUGUGAUCUUAAUAUAUAAUAAACAGUGGAACAAGCA
Messenger RNA from Tyto alba (common barn owl), 1895 nucleotides. RefSeq names its product solute carrier family 25 member 10 (gene SLC25A10). The record is from RefSeq and is a predicted model, not a curated record. The coding region runs from base 39 to 899 and encodes 286 amino acids. The transcript is spliced from 11 exons. NCBI's taxonomy places the organism in Eukaryota, Metazoa, Chordata, Aves, Strigiformes, Tytonidae. Gene Ontology annotation, biological process: succinate transmembrane transport; phosphate ion transmembrane transport; oxaloacetate transport. Gene Ontology annotation, molecular function: sulfate transmembrane transporter activity; succinate transmembrane transporter activity; malate transmembrane transporter activity.